Molecule: messenger RNA, 323 nt
Organism: Racocetra fulgida
Lineage: Eukaryota; Fungi; Glomeromycota; Glomeromycetes; Diversisporales; Gigasporaceae
Source: the annotation of a GenBank genome assembly
AUGAAAUCGGCUAUUGGUAAUGAUGGUACCGAUAUCGCCUAUUGUGACUUUACGGGUAAUGCCACAGGUCGAUUUAACUGGGUUCAUAUGUCUAAUUCAACAUUUGAUGGAACUCGAUUAUCCGGGCAAUUUAAUUCUGGUCUUACUAGCCCAAACGCCACGGAUUAUUUGUUCUUAUUAGUAACUGAGGCCGAUAACAGCACAGCUUUAGACAUGACACAACAAAUUGUUAAGGAAAUUAAAAUUUUUGUACCAGCUUGUGCACCUUUUCAAAUUGAUUUCACUCCUGCUUUGAGUCUUACAGGAAAAGCUUUUGACCUUAA